UCUUGUCAGUCCCUCGUCUGUUUCCCUUUGCUCAUUAACUGUGUUUCUUUUCAGCUAAAACAAACCAAUCAACCAUUACCUACAAAUAUCAACUAUGAGAAAAGUAUAAACGGGAAUGUAGAACCGACAGUUGCACAAACGGAAGAUUCCCUGAUUGAAGGGCAAGCAGUCCCGAUACCAGCAGAAACCCAGACCUCUGAUGACCGGUUCAUGGACAUCUCUUCUAUAAUCGAGAGAUUCGAUGCAAAGGAAGCUAAGUUACUGAAACUACUGGACUCGGUCUCAGCCACAAUUAAUGACAUCAGAAAAAUUGAAGAGAAGAUAAAGGACACUGAGAGUCGCCCAUCUGACAUCUCUUAUUUAGAGGAAUUGAACAGGAAUAUCUCUAAGGAGGGUACAAUCUCCAAAUACCUCUUCUGGUCAUGUGUAUUUGUAUCGGGUGCUUUGAUGUUCUCCCUGUGUCUGAAUAUAAAGUUGACCAGGAAGAACAAGGCUAUUGCUCGUGCCAAAGAAGCGAGGCCAAGUGUAGCAGCUCAGACUGACUUCCAAACGGAACGUGCACACCCAUUGCUUCAAGACAUGCUGAAGGCGCUGGACGAUAGCGGAGAAAGCGAUGAUGAGUCUGAUUUAGAGGGUGUUGACAUGGAAGAUACCAAGAAACGUAAAAAGAAACGCUUUUGUUUCAAUGUGCGUAAAUAUUUUGGCAAUUGUUUAAAACGGAGAAAUAAGAAGAAAAAGACAAGUGUAAACUUGCACCAUGAGACAUCAAAUGAGAGUGAGGAAUAUCUGAGCGAGAUUUCAGAUGAAACCGAGGAAAGCUAUAAUGUGUAUUCCAGUUCAAGCGAGGAAACAACAGAUUCGACAUCAAUCGAAACUGUGGGAAGCGAUGAGUCCAUAACUGCAUCCCCAGGAAAGAAGAAGAAACGCGGCUUUAACGUUCUGCUUUGCGGUAAAAAAUGUAAAACCCUUGACUCUGAUGACAGAGAAAGUAGCAAGGGCAAAAAGAAAUACAUAGGGCUUAAACUUGGAAAAUAUUUCUGGCGUUAUAAACGAGCAAAGACGAAGAGAAGAGAGAAGACAAAGAAAUGUUUAUGGCGUUGGUGCCACCAUAAAGCAUCAGGUGAAGAAGAAGAGAGUCCGUACGAGACACCUGAUGAGAGUGAGGAAAGUAGUGAUGAGACUUUGGAUGUAACCGAGAAAAGUUAUGAUUAGACAACAUCAUAUGAAACAAUAGAAAGUGAUGAGUCCAUAUAUGUACCAGCAAGGGAAAGGAAGAAAAAGAAACUCAGAUGCUGAACAAAAGUUUUCUGUUAAAUCCCAGAAGGCCGGUGAGAUAACUCAGCCAGGAGGACAUAAAGAGGCAAAAGCUGAGAGGGCCAAAAAGAAACAUUUUGGAUUUAAAGUUGGUAAAUCUUUCUGCUGCUGGUCCAGCAAAACUCAUCAAAGAGAUAAAGGCCAGAAUGAUGCGAGUUGGCAAAAGAGACAUGUUUUCCCCUUAAAUUUAUAUUUUAUAAUAAAAUUUGAAACCUA
Molecule: messenger RNA, 1530 nt
Organism: Xenopus laevis (African clawed frog)
Lineage: Eukaryota; Metazoa; Chordata; Amphibia; Anura; Pipidae
Exons: 4
Coding region: 211-1212 (333 amino acids)
Source: RefSeq, a predicted model, not a curated record